AUGGUGGAAGUUGAACCAAUCCUCAGCCAAUCUUAUGGCUACAUUUAUAUCCUUGUAUUGGGAUUUGUCUUCGCUUUGAUCAUGAUUAUGAUCACAACGAUCUUAGCCAAGUUUGCUGGUGAGAAACAAACUUCGGAGCACUUUACUACAGCUUCCAGAUUUGUGGGGCCAGAAAUCCUCUGCAUUGGUGUUGUCUCAUCUUGGACUUGGCCUGGUACCUUGCUCACAAGUUCUGGAAUGUCGUACAGCUACGGUAUUUGCGGUGGAGCGUGGUAUGCAUUUGCAUUUACAAUCCAGAUUACGUUCUUCGCCUGUGUUGCACUUGAGAUCAAAAGAAAAGCACCAGGUGCUCAUACGAUCCUCGAGAUUGUUAAGGCACGGUUUGGAAGCAAUGCUCACUUCGUAUCCAUGUUUUACGGUAUAGGUACAAACGUGAUUAUCUCUGCAAUGUUAUUGUUGGGUGGUUGUCAAGCGAUCAGCGUUGUCACAGGAAUGCAUAUAGUUGCUGCUGCGAUGUUACUGCCACUAGGUGUUUGGGCUUACACUGUCACUGGUGGUUUGAAAGCAACAUUUAUAUCUGAUUGGAUUCACACCGUCAUCAUAUAUAUUGUUAUUCUUACUGCAUUGUUUGUGACAUAUACAAGCUCUGAUAAGAUUGGCUCCAUUGAUAAAAUGUACGAUCUCUUGACUCAUGUUUCCAUCGAACAUCCAUCUGCAGGACAUGAAGGGAGUUAUCUUACAUGGUCUAAUAAACAAGCUAUUUUCAAUGGUUGGAACAUUGUUGUCGGAGGGUUCUCAACUGUGUUUUGUGAUCCCAGUUAUGCCCAGAAGGCCAUUGCAGCAAAGCCGAAGGCAAGUAUGAUUGGCUACUUCACAGGAGGUCUUUGUUGGCUAAUUAUACCACUGGGAUUGUCAAAUCUCGCACUGGCAAGCUUAGCUUUGGUAAAUGAUCCAGAUUCACCAACUUAUCCAGAUCUUAUCCCCUCUGUUAACGUCAACGAAGGUAUUCCGAUGCUCUACGGUAUGUAUAUGAUCCUGGGAAAAUCCGGUGUGGCCGCAGGCCUGUUGAUGGUUUGGCUCGCUGCGACGUCUGCGACAUCCGCUGAACUCAUUGGAUUCUCCUCAGUCAUGACGUAUGAUGUCUACAGAUCUUAUAUUAAACCGCAAGCUUCAGGUAAGGAGUUGGUUAGAAUGACCCACAUUUUUGUUACUUUCUUUGCCAUUGCUAUGGGUGGGUUGACUGUUCUCUUUAACUACAUUGGUAUUACAAUCUCAUGGAUUAUAAGUUUUAUUGGUGUGAUUAUCGGUCCUGGUGUUUUUGCCUUUACUUUAUCUCUCUUCUGGUCAAAAAUGACUACCCUAUCUUGGGUAGUGGGUCCCCCUUUGGCCACUGUGAUUGCUGUUAUCUCAUGGUGUGGUUCUGCAAAGUCGCUCUAUGGAGCUGUCAAUAAAGAUACCUUGGGUGAACAGUAUUCCUGUGCUGUGGGUAACUUUGUUGGGUUAUUUGGAUCCUUGAUUCUGAUCGUUGCCAUUUCCCUAUUGAAGCCAGAUCCAGAGCCAUAUAACUUUGACGAUUUGGAUAAGAAAUUCACAGUUGGAGAUGAUGCUACAAUGCAGGAGGCUAACGCGAUGAAGGUACAGGAUAAAUCUGAGAAUGACGAGCUCACGAAGUACGCUAGCUACGCCAAGAUCAUUUCUAUUGCUAUCUUCAUUAUUCUUAUUUUCCUCGUUCCACUUCCAAUGUAUGGAAGUGACUACAUCUAUAGUAGAGGUGGCUUCAAAGCUUGGAUCGUUAUUAUCUUUAUUUGGUUGUUUAUCGCUGCAUCUUAUGCCAUUUUCUCUCCCGUUAUAAGAGCAAGAAAGGCUCUUGUUGAUCUGUUCCUGGUUGGAAUCGGCAAGAAGAAGCCAGCCCAGGUGGAUCUUCUUUCUUCCCAUGCGUCAAGAGUAGAUUCUUCAGAAGAGGUCAUUAAUAUUGAGGAGAUGAUGGACACAAAGUUGGACUAAACCAGAUGAAGACUAUAUAUGCCUGGUAAUUAUAUAUUUGAACAAUGACUCAUAAG
Molecule: messenger RNA, 2060 nt
Organism: Williopsis jadinii
Lineage: Eukaryota; Fungi; Ascomycota; Saccharomycetes; Phaffomycetales; Wickerhamomycetaceae
Product: sodium:solute symporter family protein
Exons: 1
Coding region: 1-2004 (667 amino acids)
Biological process (GO): urea transmembrane transport; spermidine transport; putrescine transport
Cellular component (GO): plasma membrane
Molecular function (GO): putrescine transmembrane transporter activity; urea transmembrane transporter activity; spermidine transmembrane transporter activity
Source: RefSeq, a predicted model, not a curated record